AUGCUUCGUUUCCCUAUAAUUUUUGCCGUCAUUCUCGGCACCGUUCUCGCGGGUCCCGCAGCGAAAAGUGUGCUUGAACAGGCCAAGCAGCUACAAUGUGCCACUUGUCAAUUCCUUGGAGCAUCGCAAGCAGCGAGAACUCCCGGAGCCACUCGUGCGGAGAAGGUUGCUCACUGCCAGAAGAAUGAUGGGUGUCAAGUGGAGAUGACCGAUUGUGAGAUAAUUACCGUAAUCCACUCGGAAAUCGAGAAGACGCCUGAAAAGUUCCAAAACUCCAUUGAAUUCGUGUCCCGGGCGGUGGGGAAAUGUUCCAUUGAUUCCAAUGCACCAGUUAUCAGUGAGGAUAACAUGAAUCCAGCUCAAUGCAUGUUGUGCUUCUUGGUGUAUGAUGUUUUGAAGUACAUCAAUUACAACAUCCUUGAAAAUCCAAUGCUGGGAAGUGUUGCGGAAGCCAUUGAUGAAGCUUGUGCCUUCCUAAAUCAGGAUCUGUGCCAGGCACUUUUCGAGCCUCACGCAUUUGAAGCAAUCAUCCGUGGCCUCCAAGACUCGCUUGGCGGAUUCUAUGACUUGAUUGCAGUGCAGGGAUUCGGAUGCGUAUCCUACACUGAUCUUUUUGGGGCUUGUCCGGGACAUUAA
Molecule: messenger RNA, 636 nt
Organism: Caenorhabditis remanei
Lineage: Eukaryota; Metazoa; Nematoda; Chromadorea; Rhabditida; Rhabditidae
Exons: 3
Coding region: 1-636 (211 amino acids)
Source: RefSeq, a predicted model, not a curated record